This is a messenger RNA of Amphimedon queenslandica, 905 nucleotides long. Its product is annotated as biogenesis of lysosome-related organelles complex 1 subunit 2-like. Gene Ontology annotation, biological process: endosomal transport; lysosome localization. The record is from RefSeq and is a predicted model, not a curated record. Gene Ontology annotation, molecular function: gamma-tubulin binding. Bases 353 to 760 code for a protein of 135 amino acids. Gene Ontology annotation, cellular component: BORC complex; BLOC-1 complex; gamma-tubulin complex. NCBI's taxonomy places the organism in Eukaryota, Metazoa, Porifera, Demospongiae, Haplosclerida, Niphatidae. The transcript is spliced from 4 exons.
UUUUAGGAAUAAUAGGGGCUUCCUCAUAUGAGGAAUAAUACUGGAAUAAUUGGGUGGAACUAGGAAUAAUGGGUGGAGUUGAAGUUAAUGGAAUUGCAGAAGAAUUUUUAUUAAUUUUGGCUAGUGCUUUUUGGAAGACCUAUUUUGAAAACGCCACUGGAAUGCAAAAAUUGAUUGCUUGAGAAAAUUAUUGAGAAUAAUAGGAUAAAAUGAAAAGAAUAAUGGGGGAAAAUAUUGAGAAUUUCUAGAAAGAAUAAUAGGAAAAUUUAUGUGCAUAAUAGGCUCAGGCCUAAUAGGAACAGGAUAGAUAUUAAAGUUUAGGGGCGUGGUUAAAUUUCGUCCCGCCCUCAAAAUGGCUGCUGAGCCUGUUGUAGUACCUUCAACAUUGGCGGCUUUGGCUGAAGAAGCAACCAAGAAGAAUGACGAAAAGAAAGAAAAAACCAGAGAACUGACUCGUGACAUGUUUGAUAAAGUAGCUGACUAUGUCAACGGAGAGCUAGCUAUGACAUGUGAAGAAUAUGAUUUAUUACUGCGCCUCAACCAAGUCACUAUUGCCAAAUACAAUGACAUGACUACUAUUGCUUCGGGAUUGGCUGACGUGUCUCAACGCUUGAAUGACAAGUUUGUAUCGUUGCAGCAAUACUGUGAUCAGAUUGAUCAGGUUGAUACUAGAGUUGCUGAAUUAGAGCAGACAGCAUACAGACUAGACAGCUAUGCCAAGCAAUUAGAGGCCAGAUUUAAAGCUCUUGAAAGAAAAUGAUGAGGAUUGGAUGAUGAAACUUUGUCUUGUAUCUUUCAUCACUUUCCCUUUCUUUUGUGGUGUGUACUUUUGAUUCUUUAUUAUUCAAAUUAUUACAAUUAUACAAUUGUCCUAAUUAUUUGAAGUAUUAUAAUUGUAAAUUGAA